AGCAGUGAUGCAGUUACUACACGAAAACAAGACUCACUUGAUGACAGCGAAGGAUAGGAGCAUGAGUACCAAUAUGAGUGUCAAGGACUUGUCCGACAAUAUGGAGGUGAAGGAGAAAAGGUCCUCGGACGCGUCUUUGCUCCUCAUGAACCCGGUGGCGAGUGGAGACAACGUGACCACCGGGCUCAACUCCGCUCAUAAGCUGAAGGAAGAACUGCCGCCCCUAGUACCGUGCUGUGAAGGGAGAGAACUGCAGAUUAAUGAGGACCUGGUGCGAAGUGGACUCUCAGCGAUUUCCGUGAAACACGACAGCGUGAUACAAUGUUUGAGCAUGUCACGCGCCUGCGAGAGGAUGCAAAUACCGCCCGGCCUCGUUAAGCAUCGAAACUCCUUCCGGAGUCUCCACCGGCCCGAUUUGAAGCGUGUGCCGUAUCUGCGUCGCAUGUCACCUGAUGAACUGGAAACACUAUUCCGUGGUUACGCUGACUUGCCCACGAGAGGGAUUCCCAAAAAUGACGUUCGAGAGGAAAUUCCCAAAGUGUCUCUGCCGCCCGAUGAGAACGGACAAGGAAAAGAAUUGAAUAAAGUCAAGGAAGCUUGCAGACCAGAUGAGGGUAACGGUGCGAACGCCCUGCUCCCGAUUCUGGAGACCCGUUCGGGCGCGGAGGACGUGCCGGCCGGCAUGCGGCUGCACGGAGCACGCGCGAGGCUCUACACCUCCGUCCUGGCCGGCGCCAGGGCUGGCGAUCAGCUGGAUACGAAUAUUCAUGAUUCCAGCGGCAUAUCGAAUCACGAAGAGUACGACAAUCGCGUCCCCGAAGACUCGGUGCCUGACGAAGAAGUGCAACUCAAUGAGGAACUGCAGAUCAUCCUCCCGCCACGCUACGACGACGUCACGGCCGACUCGUCCAUCACCACCACAACCACAGACCAAAGCAUCAGUUAGGAGUUUGCACCCUAUCGCAAUGUGUUAAGGUACAAAUUACAAGGAAUUAAAUGACAAAUGAAGUUCAACGUGAAACCUGGUAUUGGCAUGAAAGCACGUCGACAAUUGAUACGGCUGAUACGCAA
Molecule: messenger RNA, 1071 nt
Organism: Helicoverpa zea (corn earworm)
Lineage: Eukaryota; Metazoa; Arthropoda; Insecta; Lepidoptera; Noctuidae
Exons: 6
Coding region: 8-946 (312 amino acids)
Source: RefSeq, a predicted model, not a curated record